Serendipita indica DSM 11827 is the source of this 2214-nucleotide messenger RNA. NCBI's taxonomy places the organism in Eukaryota, Fungi, Basidiomycota, Agaricomycetes, Sebacinales, Serendipitaceae. The record is from the annotation of a GenBank genome assembly.
AUGAACUCUUCCGACGAUGAAAUACAUCCAGAUGACGAGUUUUAUCGCAAGGUCAGGCGCGGCGAGACGUCAGCCACGCUAUCGCGGACAGCAAAUCAGAAGGGCAAGCAGAGGGCCGAUGGCAGCAACACCGAUCCAUAUAAGAGCAGUUUGAUAAACGAAGGCGCGGGUGGGAUUCACGACAAGGAUCAAAUGGAUCUCGAUAUUGAGCACGACAAUACUAGGACAUCACAGAAGCCAACACGAAGUUAUUCGCCUCCCAAGGAAGACACGGUCAUCUACUUGCCAGAUGAUGAGCCGUACGACAUGAGGGAUGAUUAUGAAAGGAGAAAUCCUCCUGCUCGCAACGUUGAGACACGAUAUACAUCUCGAGCCAACGAACCGCCUCGCAAUUGGCUAUCGGUGCGAGGCUCUUAUGCUCGUGGAAGAGAGACACGAGGAUGGAUCCCCAGGUGCGACAUCCAGUACAAUAUGGACGCCUCGAAAAUACGUCUCCCUUCCGUUCCUCCGCGUAUCAUCGACCAGGACCCGCCAUUUCAUCGAGGAAAUCAUCCUGGCCCCUCUCGCCAACCCCCAAGGGGAUCAGCCUUUCUUCGCGUAGGUAAUUUAGUACCUACGCCACAAGAGAUGCGAGCAUCCCAACGAAGAGAUGGCCUAGCGCAGUCGCGAUAUCCUACACCCAGCUUCCCUUCAUCCAACAGGCAUCCCAGGUCGAUUGGGAUUCACAGAAAGAAAUGGAUAGGGUAUAACACUUCGCAUCCAUUACUGCCAUCGCGGCGAGACCUGGAUCCACAAAUGAUCUAUGUAGAUGGAGAGUAUAUCAUGGCACCACGGAAGAUUGAUGUUGGAAGAGAUAUUCACCUCGUCGCGACACGUACUCUUCGAUAUCAUGUUCCAGUCAAUCGGGACGCCAAAUCUGGAGCCGGCUCCUCCAGGUAUAUUCAGAACCGCGCAUACCGUGAUGAGCCUGAAGAGCUACAAGAGAGGAUUCUAGGAGAAAUUGAUCUGAGAGUCAUUCAUGACAGGGAGGACGAAUAUUCUGAGUCUUCAACCGACGAGGAAGAGAUGGUAGGUGCAGAGGAACGCCAAAGUGUUUCUCCUGAACCUGUCAUGGCCGAGGAAUGGGAGGAACGGCCUCCACCAACUCCUGGACCACUCUCCUACGAGCCUCUCGGCGGACAGGAGCCAACUCACAGGACGGGCUUCAAGUUCCAGAAUCGGAUUCGGACAUUGAACGAUCGCCGACUCCCGAAAACACACGACAAUCUAUUUGAUACAAGUCCACCACCGCCACCAAUUCUCUCUCGACUCAAAGAAUGCGGUGCUUUGAGUGGUGUUCCUGUACCGUUCCUGAGGCGUAAUCUCGUCAAAUCGUUUGAAGCGUACUUCAGACAAGACUUGAAGAAGAAGGGGCGGCUGGCUCCCAAGAUUGCGCGAUACACAUCUAGAAUACUACCAAUCGUCUACUGGGAGUAUCGAUACCGGCCCAGCGAGCAACGUCAGUGCACUUGGCAGGUUACUCAGAAAGGGUGGUUGUGUCAAUUGUGCUCGAGUUUUCCGCCAUUUUCCAACGGCAAGGCUUUCAUCUUCCACCUGCGAAGAGAUCACUCGGACGUCCAAGUAUCGUGCAAGAAGCUAGCCGUUCGAGUAUGGGAGCUACUUGUGUUGUUUCCUUCGAGUCAUCCGGAUUCUUCUCCUGUCAUGAAACAAACCAUCGACACCCCACAGCUAGGCAUUGAGCCUCCGAAAGAGCCCAUAGAAGCAAAGGAUCAUCCGUAUAUUCCAGAGAGGGCUGUCAAGGGGCAACGAGUCGGUGGUGUUCGAGUAUUUGACAUUGCCAUUCAAGAAAUGCCCAUGCCCCUGCGUGGCUUGGAGGCUGCUCUUCUUCGCUGUCGUGAAGAGUGGCUUUGUAUGGCCACAAUAUGCUCAGAUACCGACAAAGCGAUGGCAAUAUUAUGGGGCCGAUGGGCAGCCCAGUACAGACGAGAGUUCUUGGCCAAUCCGGUGAAGAGUAUUGAGAAUUUUAUCACAAAGUACUGUCUCCUGAUCCAGCGAGUGACGGAGCACAAGAACGAGGGAAAGAAGGGAUAUCUUGUUUUCCUCCGUUGGCUCUUGACCCUUAAAGUUCACGGUCACAUUACGCAGCAACAAACGGCGUUUCUAUGCACGAGAUACAAAGAAUUACUCGCGCAGUCUCAAUCAUUUCAGGAAUAA